Molecule: messenger RNA, 518 nt
Organism: Cryptomeria japonica (Japanese cedar)
Lineage: Eukaryota; Viridiplantae; Streptophyta; Pinopsida; Cupressales; Cupressaceae
Exons: 3
Coding region: 116-400 (94 amino acids)
Source: RefSeq, a predicted model, not a curated record
AGGGUAUUCUAACAUUUAGCGAGUCUAAAGUACGCAACCAGUUGCUUUACCAAUUUUGUAUUAGUGGCAAUUGCUCUGUGAUUUUCUUCCAUCUCUGCUUUUGUGAGGGCCUAAAAUGGGUUGCACAUACUCAAAGUCAUCUGAUCAGUCCUCUCUUCCCUUUUCUCAACUCAUCGGCCAGAUUAUCAAUACUGAACGGGAGGGGCCAGACUUUGAUCUUGUUCCAUUAAUCGCCGCUAUUGAUAGUUAUUUGGCCCAUUGCAAAAUAAAUCAGGGUAAAAGUUCGAAACAUAAGAAGUCAACAGCAGAUUGGCUGUCCUUUUCAUCCAACGCCGUUGAAAUCUCAGAAGGAGUCUCUGAAAGCGUCAGGAUACUUGCCAACGAGCUAUAUCUGUGUUAAAGGCAGCUGGAAAUGUUCACUGGGCCGGCCUCUGUUUGUUGCUGGUUGCUGCGGUUCUAAACAGGGUGGACACUAUGAAGAAAAACAAGAUGGAGCGUUUAGAUCUUCUUAACUCCAU